AUGGCCAAAGCAUUAAUGGUUGAUGAAGGGAGAUUUAGGCCAAUUUGUGAGCAUAAUUGGAGGCUAAAAAGGGCGUUAAAGCUGACUAUUAUUUGUUCCAAUAUUCAUAUGGAAACGAAUCCAAAGAUUGAGCUAAGUCCAAGACUUCGAAGAGUUAAUAAAGCUGGUUACUUUUAUGCUCCAACCAAGAAGUCCAGCAUGUUAAAAAUGACGAGCCAAGAAUCAAGUUAUAAGUUGAAGAUUACAAGCCAAAAUUCCAAGAUUGAUAUUUGGGUUGAAGGCCAAUUUAACUUGCUGCAACCAGCUGGAAAACAAAGGGUGGAAGCUAACAAAGAAACGCUUGAAAAACUGACGGAAAAUAAACCUUUUGUUACUGUCAGCCCACCGAAACUUUCUCCUCCUACUGAUAAAGAAUUGACACCGAUUGAGGAUUUAGUAGGGGUGUAUCUAACGAAAGGACAAGUAACAGAACGUUUUAUUGGAGUAGAACAUGUCUCUAGUACCACAACUCUCUCACUUAAGGAUUCUAUUGAUCACUUAUUCUCUCGAUUUAACUUAAGUAUAUCUAGUUUAAGAGGUCAAGCUCUUGUAGCUGUGGCAAGCAAGCAUGCAGAAAUUGAAACAUUUUUUACUUUAGUGAAUAAAGUGGUAAAUGUUGUUGGUGGAUCGACUAAGCGAUGUGAUCUUCUUCGAGAGAAGAAGAGGCUUGAAGUUGUUGAAUCAUUAAAUCUUGGUGAAAUCUCAAGUGGAAAGGGCCUUAAUCAAGAAACUACUCUUAAGCGACCUGUUGAUGUCGUUGAGAUGAUUGCCACGGAUGAUACUAGUUGUGGAAAGCGAGGGGAAGCACGUAUUUUGUUGGGAUCUAUGUUGACAUUUGAUUUUGUAUUCCGUUUUCAUCUCAUGAAAAAGGUAUUGGGUAUUUCAGAUGAAUUGUACAAUAUUGAUGUUCCCAAUAUGGACGAUAUGUUUAUACCUCUAGGCCGUUCACGGCGUAACACUCAAGAAAUUACAAAUCUACAUCAUUUUCGUGUGGAUUUCUUCUAUGCUAUCAUUGAUAUGCAAAUUCAAGAAUUGAAUGAUCGUUUCUCUGAGGUAAAUAGUGAUUUACUCCUUUGUGUUGCAUGCUUGUGUCCGGAUAAUUCAUUCUCUGCUUUCAACAAGGAUAAGUUAAUUCAAUUGUGUGAGUAUUAUCCCAAAGAUUUUAAACCAAUAGAGAUCUUGGCACUUGAAGAACAAAUUCAGACAUAG
Molecule: messenger RNA, 1248 nt
Organism: Olea europaea var. sylvestris
Lineage: Eukaryota; Viridiplantae; Streptophyta; Magnoliopsida; Lamiales; Oleaceae
Exons: 6
Coding region: 1-1248 (415 amino acids)
Source: RefSeq, a predicted model, not a curated record